Aspergillus ibericus CBS 121593 is the source of this 1230-nucleotide messenger RNA. Its product is annotated as mitochondrial 37S ribosomal protein uS9m. Gene Ontology annotation, molecular function: RNA binding; structural constituent of ribosome. Gene Ontology annotation, biological process: translation. The record is from RefSeq and is a predicted model, not a curated record. The coding region runs from base 34 to 984 and encodes 316 amino acids. NCBI's taxonomy places the organism in Eukaryota, Fungi, Ascomycota, Eurotiomycetes, Eurotiales, Aspergillaceae. Gene Ontology annotation, cellular component: ribosome; mitochondrial small ribosomal subunit. The transcript has 2 exons.
CCUCCAGGCUCCUGCCAGCCGGUCUGCUGCAUCAUGGCCUGGCAAAGCCCCAAUGGCCUUGUGCACGCCAUGCACUCUAUCCGUCGAGCUGCUCAAUUGCGGCCUUUCCUCCAGCGCUCCGUGAUCUCCGCAUCCCCCAUCUCCUCUCCCUUCACGCCCACUGGCCUCCGGCAACGCAUGAGCGCUCGCGGCUUUACGACCGAGCUCCAACCCGUUGCUGCCCCCGAGGUUGACUUGGCUGAGUUCCCGGUCAAGCCAGCCCGCAUUAUUCCCGUGUCGGCGGCCUACUUCUCCGGCAGCCCCAAGUUCAUCGACCACCUGCUGAGACUUGAAGCCCUUCUCGCGAAAUAUGCGUCGUUACCAACUGUGUCCCCCAGCGACGCCCCCAGAAUGGCUUGGUUCAAGCUGCUCCAGUUCCGGGAUGUGGUCGGCGAACCGGUCCCGACCAAGAAAUACAAAGCCCUCCUCAAGCUCCUGCAGAGACUCAACCGGAUCGACCCCACCGUCGCCCCGGAGGAGGUGCGUUCUGCUCUGGGCCUCUUCCUCCGGCCGGGCAAUCCGUUCGGGGUCAAGCCUGCCCCGGCUACAGUGGAUGACAAGGGUCGAGCCCGUGGUAAGGGCAAGCGCAAGGCGUCCUCGGCGGUGGUGCACCUCGUCGAGGGUGAGGGUGAAGUGUUGGUGAACGGCAAGACGCUGAACGAGGUGUUCCCUCGUCUACAUGACCGCGAGAGUGCGGUUUGGGCUCUGCGGUGUACGUCACGGCUGGACAAGUAUAACGUGUGGGCUACCGUCCAGGGCGGAGGAGUUACUGGCCAGGCGGAGGCGAUUACACUGGCUGUGGCACGGGCACUGUUGGUUCACGAACCUGCCCUUAAGCCUAUCCUACGGAAGGCUGGUGUUAUCACGGUGGAUGCCCGUCGUGUGGAGAGAAAGAAGCCGGGUCAUGUCAAAUCGCGCAAGAUGCCCACCUGGGUCAAGCGGUGAAGGCGCAGCCGACUCCGACCUCUCUCUGGGGAGGGAUAUUCUCUCUGUUCUUUUUUUCUUAAUUUCCUUGUUGUAUUAUUCCACUUGGCCUUGUGAUUCUUGACGAAAGUAUAUCCUGUAUUGCAAGCAUCCCAACUCGGUGUCACGGGGGUCGUUUCAGGACGCGACACUGCAUGUUCUCGGCGAUAAGCAUGUAACUAUUGGCGUUGAACAAUUGAACCGAAUUAUAGUGUAGACCUUCUGUGC